AUGAAAGAUGACCAGAGGGAAAAACAACUCGCUCAGCUUUGCAAGGUGGUGAAGAUUUUGACUUGUAUGGCGGUUUUGAUUACUAUAAUCUUCAUAUUCUUGUAUACAAGUACUGAUUGGCUUGUCAACCAUGGCGAAUCUCAUCAAUAUAGCAAGGCUUUACUGAAGAUACCAGACUAUGGAAAAGAUUUGAUGUCCACAAAAGAUUACUUAGAAAGAAGGAAUUUGUGGGCUUGGUUUACAGCUGCUGCUGUUGGUGGAAUGAUGGUAGCUGCUGCUGGCCUUACAGGAGCUUGGUGGGUUAAAUCUUGUGUUACAGCUCCUGCAAUUGCUACUCCACAAUGUUGGUAUGCAGCUGCUGGUAUAGUUGUUGUGGGUGGCCUUGGGCUUGCUUUGAGUGUUUUAGGGGGCGCAAAUUUGGGUAAUGCCAAAAGAGAUGUUUUCGAAAGUAAAGACACAUUAAGUGAGGUGAAUGACAUAUUGAGCUCUGCACUUGGUGUGAGAAGUAUCAGAUUGUUUCACAUAGCUGAUGCAGAUAUGGAACCAGUCGGAGAAAAGAGGGACGCAGAUGAAGGUACUAUCGCUAACGCAAACCUUAUCACUUGGAAAUCUGUCUACCGUAACCAUGCAGCCGCCCAUACCACUGGCAUCAAAAAUAUAACAGAGUUAGCAACCUAUAUCGUACAAUCCCGGCCAGUCUCAGCCAAUGUUGAUACCAUUGAUAACUUCAACAAUAGUACCAUUAGCAGCAGAGUUAGACGCAGACAGAACUACUUCGACGUCAACUACGUUACUUGGAACUGGGAUAAUGUAAACCAUGAUUUGGAUAGAGUUCUUUCUCAGGACCGUGGAAUGGAGGAAAUGUGGGAAUAUGAUCAAGAAGUU
Messenger RNA from Lodderomyces margitis, 885 nucleotides. RefSeq lists its product as uncharacterized. The transcript has 2 exons. Lineage: Eukaryota; Fungi; Ascomycota; Pichiomycetes; Serinales; Debaryomycetaceae. The annotation marks the transcript as partial. The record is from RefSeq and is a predicted model, not a curated record.